AUGUCUAACCCGAUGUCAUCGCGAUAUACUCUGGAGAUGAGUACUUCUCCCUUAUGGUUGUAUAUGAAUAACGAUUUUAAGGAAAUAGAAGAGGAAUCACAUGAAGAGGAGGAGAAAGAAGUGAAGACAACGACAACCACUUCAGCGCCCGUCAAGAAGAAGAAAGCGACCACAACCACAACCACUACGACUACCACCACAACCACAGCCGCACCUAAACUACAGAAACACGAGGAGGAAGAGGUGCCCGAAGAGAAGACAACGGCCGCACCACCACCUCCUCCACCACCGCCUCCACCCAAAAAGAAAUGGCCGCCAAAGAAGUUUCAGAUGCAGUUCCUCGAGGAAACCAAGGAGGAGGACGUGGAGCACCCUGUCAUGGAGACAACCCCUGCACCUCCGCCCUCAACAUCCAAAAAACCGUAUUAUCCAAAGGAGGAAUUGAAACUAUUGGGUAAUUCUAGUCGCAAGUGUGUCAAUAGUCAAUGGGUGGGCAUUAUUCCCCGAUGUGUGGAGGAACUACACUACGGGACAAUCAGUGUCAUAGAUUUGGCCGACAGGAGAAACCAUUCACUGGAAUAUAAGCGCCAGAAUUGGAAUAGCGACCGAUCGGCCGCCUAUUCCGUGGACUAUAAGAGCAAUAAGUGUUUGCGAUCGACCAAAAUGUCAAGACCUCACUCGUGGAAACUGCACCUGACCAAGGUGAAACGACACAUCUCUUACAUCGAGAUACUUGUUUCGGACAGAAACGGAAAUAUCGCCAAAAUCACAGACGCCUCCAAAAUCAUUAAAUAUUCAAAAGUGAAUGAUAUGAGAGAAUGUGUGCCCCAAGUGAUGGAAACCAGUGACCAAACGGUGCGAUUAAGCCUAACCUGUUAUAUGGAGUUCGACGGGGACUCCAAGUACGAGGCCUGGGAGAAGGAUAAGACUCAGUUGAUUACCAUUGAGUUUGAUGUGGACGACAUCACCAUUUGCGAGAUCAGACUCUUCACCAACUCGUUUAUGCCUUUGUAUCGGUGCGGGUCGGCAGACGUUGUCCUCCACUCCACCAUUGAAUUCAUCAAAAGUGGGAACAAAUACUCUGGAAAUUCCUAUUAUAGGUACAGAUGUGAUGAAGGCUUCCAAUUGGAUGGACCCGAAGAUGUUAGAUGUGGUCUUAAUAAUCAUUGGUUAGACCCCUUCCCAGUCUGUAAACCGAAGGUCCAGUGCCCGUACCCGCCAUCCAAAGACGACUCACUCUCAGUCGGCAUAAUCUGUCUCGUGAACAUAUGUAUAUUGCCACACUCCCACACGCCGUGUGAUGGCAAGUGGACGGGUGUCGAUCCCACUUGUAUUCACGACUCUGAACUCAAUUCCGAGCAUUUUAAGGAUAUUAAAGAUACUGAUGCCAAAGAUAUACAUAAGACCACAUUUGACGCUUUUAAUCCACUGGUGAGCACAGCAAAUAAGACAGCGCUGGCGUGUGGUAUACCAGCGAUGCCUUUGUUCGCCAAACCGACCACAUCUAAGAGAUUCCAAUUCUUCGGCGGUCAGUCAGAUCUGCGGCUGUGGUAUGAGAACGGGACAGUAAUCAACUACCAGUGCGAGUCAGCCUAUCGUUGGGUCACCGGCGAUGUCCAGAAAAGGACAUGUAUUAAUGGCCAGUGGGUCGGCAGAGUUGGCAAAUGCGGUGGCUUUUUUGGCAGUAAACGUCAGAUAACGGAUCCGACAAUAUUAGAGAACAGUCCGGUGACGGCAAGCGUAGGACGCACUGGAAAGGAGUGUCUGUUGACAUCGGCCUGGGAUUACUCGCACUCGCGGUUCGGCACGUAUUUCUUCUUCACUCUCGUUCCCGUCACCAGUGAUUACAAUCACAAGUCAUUCGCGGAAUAUAUCAUUAAUUUUGUGGUAAAUGUCUUGCAAUUAGUGUUUGUUUUGUCGGCACUCGUGUUGACAGUAUUUGCGGCCAAAUAUCUACUGAAGAAGUGGUGGCGACGACCACUGAUACCUCACUUUGAGUCCAUUAUCACCAGGAAGUCAUUGUGUGUAACGGCAGUGAUUGGUGUGAUAGUGGUGUGCAUUGCGUGGAAAUGGCGUCAAAAGUAUUUGAUUGAAUUGAGUCGUAAACAGUGCUAUGUCUUACAGACACCACAUGAGUGUCUCAACCGUUACAAUGAGCUGACGUUCGUGUCGUGGAUCAGACAUUACAUGUAUUCAUACGAACAGCGCCGACACGACUACUACCGGGCCGUUAAUGUCGACCCGUUUUGGGAAAUCAAUCCGUUGACAGUCAUCAGCGAACUCACCGCUGAACUCGUCUUAACACCACUCAAGAGUUUGGGACACUUUUCCGGUCUAUUCAUGUCAUCGUAUUUCAGUCAUAUUCCCAUAUAUUUAGUGAUCCCUGUCUUCAUAUUCCUCUGCUUUUGCACACUUUUAGUAGUCUUAUUAUUGGCGGUUUGGCUACUGAUGCCAAACAGGUAUUCAAUUAGAAUACCAUUCCUUAUGACCAUUCAGUUCGAGAGGAGACACAGAGGGUUGACAUCAGAUGAAUGCGACGCUUAUUUGCCAUCAAAUGAGCCUAAGAUUGUAAGGGCUGUUCUCUUGACACGUGAAUGGGGUUAUCAAAGCUGUGCGGCGUAUCCCUACCUGGAUCAA
Molecule: messenger RNA, 2637 nt
Organism: Oppiella nova
Lineage: Eukaryota; Metazoa; Arthropoda; Arachnida; Sarcoptiformes; Oppiidae
Source: the annotation of a GenBank genome assembly